Molecule: messenger RNA, 2428 nt
Organism: Trichosurus vulpecula (common brushtail)
Lineage: Eukaryota; Metazoa; Chordata; Mammalia; Diprotodontia; Phalangeridae
Product: lateral signaling target protein 2 homolog
Exons: 15
Coding region: 1-1992 (663 amino acids)
Biological process (GO): negative regulation of epidermal growth factor-activated receptor activity
Cellular component (GO): early endosome membrane
Molecular function (GO): metal ion binding
Source: RefSeq, a predicted model, not a curated record
AUGCUGCCGGCCGCCGUGAGAAAGUGGUUGAAUCGGCCCAAGACACUUUCUAAAAAGGGAACAAACUUCCACUGCUACAGCCAGCCCUCCCCACCUCCCGCCCAGCCGACGCCUGAGGAGGAGGCUGCCCUCCCCAUAGGGGCUAUCGGUGGGCGUGAGGAACGGGGUAGGCAGAGUGAGCUGGACCGGGCCAAUCUUGGUGGUUCUGGGAGGUCAGAUCCUCGGCUCCUGGCUCAAUUUUUCUUUGCUGAUGAACGAGUGACACAAGUGGUGACUGAAAUCAUCUGCCUCGAUAUACAGGAAGACCCUCAGCACUACCUGGUGCUGCUGAGUCAGCUCCAUGCCAGCCAGACUUGGCACCUGGAUGUAGGAGCUGAAGUAAAGGAAAGUGUCAAAGAUGACAGUGACGGGGAGGAUGGCAGCACCAUGGACAGAAACGGGGGACCUCGAUGGGAGGGGCAGGAGCAGCUAUUGGCAGUGAUGGAGCAGAUAAUGGAGGAGAACCUGUCUGGUGACCGAAGGCCUCGGGACUAUGUGGCCAAGUUCCCAGAGGAGCUGCUGGGAGUGAGCCUGGCAUCCCAUGUGCUCUUUGCUGCUGAGUGCCUGGUGGCUGGCUCCUUUGUGGAAGUGGAUGAGACUGCCCAGCAGCUUCUCCAGCCUCUAGCCCGGGACCUGCUGCUGAGCCUGGAGCAGGCUCGGGCUCUCCUGCGAGAGCAGAGUCUGGGCCGCCCUGGGCCCUUUUCUCAGUCUCUGCGUUCUGCCCUGCUUCGUUUUGACAACCUCUUUGCUGACUUUGAGUUCAACUAUGUGGCAAUGGUAGCCCCUGUAAAGUCCCCAGAGGAGCUUGAGCAGCAGCAGGAGGUGGCCGUACUUUUCUGUGAGACGGUAGCCAGGGCCCUGGAACUUGGCUAUCUAACCCAGGAGAUGAUUGACAGCUAUGAGCCUAGUCUCAUGUUGACCAUACCUCGUCUGGCCAUCAUCAGUGGCCUUCUCAUCCACCCUGAGGGCCCCCUGAGCCUGGACCCACCUGGUGCUACAGCCUAUGUCUUCAGUCCCUUUCGAAGCCUUUUGCAGAAGAUCCAAGCCUUAUUGGGUGUUCUAUCAGCUGACGAGCUCUUCAUACUUGAACGGAGCCUGUGUAUGGCAGAUGCCCCCUGGGAGCCCAUGGACAAGCCCAGGACAGAGAGCUCAAUAUCUAAUACUUCUUGUCAGACUAGGGUCUGGACCCCACAACCUGUCCCACAUCUGCCCUUCCAGCAGGACAAAACCCAUGGUUGUCCUGAUCAGGGCUUAAGAGCAUCAAGUGAGAGUCUGGGAACUAAGCCAGGUACCUCCUUCCCAUGGACUGACUCUGGAGAUGCCACCUGCCCCCGGCUGUUGGACCAGCCAGUACCCACUGAGGGUGGGUCCCCUGGCACUGUCCCACAUUCAAGAGAGCCAAAGAGACAAGAGCCCAGAAGAUAUGGAGCCCACCAACAUGUUGGGCAGGACCAGUCAGUGGCCGCCAGGUCUUUGCAGGCAGAGAUGGGCAGAGCACUUCGGGCCUGCUACCCUAGCCCUCAAAACAUGCUCCACUCGCUCUUUGUCUGCAUCUCAGGUGUAGCUGACCAGUUGCAGACCAACUUUGCCAGUGAACUUCGAGCCAUCCUUCAUAUGGUGUUCUUGGUGGUGGUAUCCAAGCCUGGGCCAGAGGAAGAAGCAGAGGAAGGAGGCUGUAGGUUGGCUGCCCCUCUGGCAGAUUGCACCCUGUGUGUUGAAUAUGGCCGAGAAGAGCCCCCUGCCUGGGUCCCAGAUCAUGCCUGUUUUCAUUGCACUGCCUGCCAGGCUCCCUUUAGCCUUACUCGCCGAAGGCAUCACUGCCGGAACUGUGGAAAGAUCUUCUGCUCACGAUGUUCCUCCAAAUCUGUGCCUCUGCCUUGGUUUGGCUACAUGAAGCCUGUGCGAGUGUGUGCCCACUGCUACGCUGCCCAUGUCCUUCCAGGCUGCUCCUGACACUUCUGCCCCACUCACUAGCCUUGGGGACCAGCUGACAGAACUGCUUCUGCCUGUGUCCAGGCUCUGGGCUGGGGACUAGGAAGGCCUAGAGGCCUCUGGGACAGUCAUCCAGGGUUCAGGAUCUGCCCCAGCAAGGAGAGAUCGAACCUGAACCUACAGGGUAGAACUUCCCUGCCCUCCUCCUAGGGUGAGGGGUGGCUUUGGGGUCCCUGGACUGUGGAUCUGGGGCACUCUUUCCUCUCCAACCUCAAAAAUCUCAGGGGUGCCACUCUCGUUGCUCCCACACAAGCUUUGUGUGCGUGCUAGGAGUGACCAGGAAAGGGCAGGGGCUGGGGUGUGUCCGUUCUCUCCCCUUUUCUUCCUUCCCCUUGGGUUCUCUUGGGACCUCUUGGAAAGAUUAGCCCUUCUCAUCUUUCUCACUGCCUUUUAGAGG